UCUACUGCUUCGCGGACCGCUAUCCACCAUGGGGGCCGAACAAAGUGGAGACUCAGAGCACAAGCACUCGGAUUACAGUUCAUCAGUGGUGCCCUCCCCAGCGAAACAAAAGGCAAAGAUGGAUGACAUUGUAGUGGUGGCCCAAGGAACACAGGCAAUGCGUAACAUCCACAAUGACCCAGAUGUCAUCAAACUUCAGGAAAUCCCCACCUUUCAGCCACUUUUGAAAGGGGUGCUGAGUGGCCAGACGUCUCCCAGCAGUGUGUGUUUAGAGAGACUGGACUCGGCCCAGGUGCUGCAGCUUUGUAUCCGCUACCAGGACCACCUGCACCAGUGUGCCGAGGCUGUGGCCUUUGACCAGAAUGCCCUUGUGAAGAGGAUCAAAGAGAUGGACCUGUCGGUGGAGACCUUGUUCAGCAUCAUGCAGGACCGGCAAAAGCGCUAUGCCAAGUAUGCAGAGCAGAUCCAGAAGGUCAAUGAGAUGUCCAUGAUCCUGCGGCGCAUCCAGAUGGGCAUCGAUCAGACUGUGCCACUGAUGGAGCGCCUCAACAACCUGCUGCCUGAGGGUGAGCGACUGGAGGCUUUCAGCAUGAGGCCUGACUCGGAGCUUGCUACCAAGUAGCCUGUCUGCCACACUGCUGGUUCCUACCUAGACCUGAGUUUCUCAUGUCUUCAUCCCCGUCCUCCCGUCAGAGAAAUGGGCAGGCCUCCAAAGAUGUAGCGAUUGAAUCACAUACAAGCAUAACGCACAAAUACAAGUUGCUUUCUUUCUUUGUUUUUCUGUUUUUACUCUACAUGAACGAAAACAGUGUCUGUAAAAAAAUUGAUGACAGAUGCAGAUCCUUUCAACUCCUCAUACCAGGAGCGCUUCUUUAUGCAGCAAACAUUCACCCCUGGGCACUACCCAGUACAACCGCAGUCUUCUACAGUUGCGACAGUUGCUACUUCUACAGUUGCCUCAAUAGAAGUGGUAAAAGGGCCUCACUCAAGGGCACAUCAUCUGUAGCUGUUGUGGUAGGUGAGAGCUUUGAUUUUUCCCACAUGGGCUUGUGAAUUUGAACUUGCUACCUUCUUGUUGCAGGCUGCCUUUUCUGACCUUUGCGCUACAAAUAUAACCAAACUUGAUGGACUUAAUUCUAAAACUCUUGUCCUGAAGCCACAUAGUGGAUUUAAGAGGGUCACAUGAAUGAGGGAGGCAUGGAGGAAUUUCACCAGCACCUCUCACUGAUCUGCUUUAUACUAAG
Molecule: messenger RNA, 1244 nt
Organism: Lampris incognitus (smalleye Pacific opah)
Lineage: Eukaryota; Metazoa; Chordata; Actinopteri; Lampriformes; Lampridae
Gene: borcs5
Product: BLOC-1 related complex subunit 5
Exons: 4
Coding region: 29-622 (197 amino acids)
Biological process (GO): positive regulation of anterograde synaptic vesicle transport; lysosome localization; organelle transport along microtubule
Cellular component (GO): BORC complex; synaptic vesicle membrane; cytoplasmic side of lysosomal membrane
Source: RefSeq, a predicted model, not a curated record